Lytechinus variegatus (green sea urchin) is the source of this 1471-nucleotide messenger RNA. Its product is annotated as MAM and LDL-receptor class A domain-containing protein 1-like. The record is from RefSeq and is a predicted model, not a curated record. The transcript is spliced from 12 exons. Gene Ontology annotation, cellular component: membrane. Lineage: Eukaryota; Metazoa; Echinodermata; Echinoidea; Temnopleuroida; Toxopneustidae. Bases 197 to 1471 code for a protein of 424 amino acids.
AGAUUGGAUCUACUGGCAAGGAUCAACACCUACACCUAAUACUGGACCAUCAUUUGAUGUAACUUAUGGGACACAAGCUGGGCAUUAUCUGUAUAUUGGAUCCGAGGGAACAGCAUUCAGUAGAGCUCGAUUGAUAUCACCGCACAUCUCUAUUAAUAACCCUGAUGAGGUCCAUUGCUGGAGAUAUAACUAUCAUAUGUAUGGAGAUGAUGUCUAUGCUUUAGAACUAGGGGCCCUCUAUGGUAAUAACAGGUACGAAUUCCUCACAAAUCAUGUAUAUGAUCAAGGGAACAAAUGGCAUGAGGGCGCAGUUCAAAUCAGUCUACCAGAAUAUGAUCUAGUGUUUGAUGGAUUACUCGGCAGUGGUGUCCAAAGAGAUAUAGCGAUUGAUGAGAUAACAAUGACAAGAACAAGCUGUGAGGAUUGUGAUUUUGAGUCUGAUUUCUGUGGAUGGGUUAAUGCUGCUAACGGUAGAGAUCAACUUGACUGGCAGAGGCAAUCUGGAAGUACUACUACAUCACAAACUGGUCCUCUUAAUGAUCAUACAACACUCUCAGAUACAGGCUUCUAUAUCUACAUUGAUGGUAGUUUUCCCAGUCGGCAAGGAGACACUGCUAAGAUCAGUUCAACUGUAUCUCUUGUUACCAGAACUCAUACCUGCUUCUCGUUUUGGUAUAUGAUGCAUGGUCAAGAUAUUGGUGAACUGAGACUGCUGAAAACUGAGGCUGGUUUAGAAGAGACGGUAUGGAGUCUCAAGGGAGAACAAAACAAUGAUAAUACAGUCUGGAAGCAAGGCAAGAUACAAUACAGUGAUGCUCAAGAUAAAGUCAAGAUGGAGUUCUGGGGAAUCGUUGGAUCAAGUGAUUUGAGUGACAUUGCUCUGGAUGAUAUCAAGCUCAUUCCUGGAGAGUGCGAUACCUAUCCUCCAGAAGCAGCUGUUGUACCAACUACAACGCCAGCACCUCCAACUACUCCACCACCAUCUGGGACGCAAAGCUGUGACUUUGAAAGCGAUUUCUGUGACUUUGUCCAGUCAACUGAUGAUGAUUUUGACUGGAGAAGAGAACAGGGCUCAACCUCAACAUCUGGCACAGGUCCAUCAUACGAUCACACAAGAGGAGAUGCUUUAGGAUCAUACAUAUACACUGAGGGUUUCUUCAUUAACAGGAGACAUCGCCUAGAGUCGCGCCUCUUCCCUAGUACCAUGAUAUCAUGCGUUACAUUUUGGUAUCACAUGUGGGGAUCCACCAUGGGUGACCUGAAUGUCUACGGCAAGGAAGGAACAGGUCUAGGCCAACCUUUGUGGACUAGAGAAGGAUCUUUGGGAGAUCAAUGGUUUGAAGCACAGGUCCAGUAUGCCCCCAAGGCCAACUACAGGAUCGUUUUUGAAGGACUAACUGGGUCAGGACAAGAGAGUGACAUGGCUCUGGAUGACAUUGAUAUACAACCUGGAUACUGCCCAACUAAUUGA